UAGAUCAUCAGUGACUUUUUGUCACUCCAACUAUUUUCUCUCUCUUCUUCUCCUCCUCCUCUGUUUUUCUUCUUCCUGCCCUGUUUUCCUCUCUCAUUAAUUUCUCUCUCUCUAGAAUUUUCUCUGUCCUCCAGCUGUGGUAUUUCUGUCCCUGCCAAUACCCCCACUAGUCCCCUCUUAACAGGCUCAACAACAAAGUCUUUUCACUUUUCCAACCUCUCAAACACACCACUUUGAAACACACACACACCCAAGUGCUUCGUUUUCACAUUCAUUCUAGGAACUUUUUGGAUUUAUUAAGGGUGUUUCUCUCAGGGUCGCAUUUGGAGUUAGAGAACAACAACAAAAAUAAAUAAUUAAGAUAAUAAUUAUUGCAUAUUUAAUUUCUGUCUGUUUUCUUGAGAUUUACGUUGAGCAAUGACGAGAAGUUGACUGCUUCGUCCCCCCUCAAUUUCUCGAGAUGGAAUCAGUGAAGCCGUCGGCCGUGACCCCGCGAAAGAAGUUGGCGCGCAGUUUUGCGAAGGUUCUUCAUGUCAAAGCACUGAUUGGAAUUGCUUCAGUUGAUGGUCUGAAGAAUGUUAUAUCUGAUGCAAAUCUCAAGGACGAAGGAAAAAUCGCUAAGAGCAAGACUACACUGAAUUGGUCCGAGUCUUUUAAUGAAGAUGAUGAUGAAGAGCUUCAAGAGAGAGUGGCCAAUGAAGCUCUUUUGGCAAAGCUUUUUGCUAGCAUUUCAACUGUUAAAGCUGCAUAUGCUGAGUUGCAGCAUGCUCAGUCACCUUUUGACCCUGAUGGAAUUGAAGCUGCUGAUCAAUUGCUAGUGUCUGAGUUGAAGAACUUGUCUGAGCUAAAGCAAUGUUACUUGAAGAAACAGUUUGAUCCUUUGCCCGAGAAGGAGAUUCUUGCAGCCGAAUCCAAGGAGCUGCAGGGUGUGAUCAAAACCUAUGAGAUCAUGGGGAGGAAGUUGGAGUCACAGGUGAGGCUCAAGGAUUCUGAGAUUAUUUUCCUUAGGGAGAAGUUAGAGGAAGCUAAUAUGCACAACAAGGCAAUUGAGAAGAGAUUGAAUCAAAGUGGCCAGCUAUCAGUGCUUGAUAAUCUUCACAUAACUGGAUUAAGUCCUAGCCAUUUCAUCAUGGUCCUUCGCCAUGCAGUCCGGUCCAUUCGCAACUUUGUGAGGCUGGUUGUGGAUGAGAUGAGAUCUGCAGGUUGGGACAUUGAUGCUGCAGUCGACGCCAUCGAACAGAAUGUGGUUUAUAUGGCAGAAGAUCACAAGUGUUUCGCAAUGGAGGCCUUUGUUUGCAGGGAAAUGUUUGAUGCAUUCCACAUCCCUAACUUCUCCCUUUCAAGUGAGUCUCCUCUAGAAAAAAACAGGAGACAACAGUGGUUCUUUGGGAAGUUCAAUGAGCUGAAAUCAAUGAAGGCAAAGGACUACCUAGCCGAGAGGCCACGAUCAUCGUUCGCCAAGUAUUGCCGGGUCAAGUAUUUGGGACUUGUUCAUCCCAAGAUGGAGUCAUCGUUUUUUGGUAACCUGAGUCAGAGGAACCUUGUGAAUACUGGUGGAGGGUUUCCAGACACUGCAUUCUUCACCUCAUUCGCCGAAAUGGCGAAGAGGGUGUGGCUUCUGCACUGCUUGGCCUUCUCCUAUGAGCCUGAGGCUUCAAUCUUCCAAGUGGAGAAAGGGUGCAGAUUCUCUGAUGUGUACAUGGAAAGUGUGAAUGAUGAAAUCUUCCUCUAUUCGGAAGUGGAAUCAGAUCCACAAGUUGCUUUCACAGUAGUUCCAGGGUUUAGGAUGGGUAAAACUGUUUUACAAUGCCAAGUGUACCUCACAUCACAGCACAAACAACAAAGCAAGGAUAAAUUUUUUUUCACUUCAACAAAGCAAAGGUGACUCAUGACUGAGACCCCACACAACUCAGGUGAUUGAACUGGAAGGCAAUUCUUUAUUUUUCUUAGUGAAAAAAAAAACUUUUUGGAGGGAAAUGAAGGCCUUGUGGUUGUGGGGACUGAACUCUGGCUUGGAUCACUCACCGGGGCAUCUUUGUCCAUUUGUAUUUUGGCCAUUUUGAAAAGAAAAAGCCAUUGGACCGCGUUGCAUUGGAAACAAGCCUUUUUUUUUAGAAUCUUUUUUUUUUUUUAAUUUAUGCCAGAUUUAUCAAAGAGACAUCCCCCCAAAAUUUUAUUAUUAGGUCAGUGACAGGGAUUGUCUAGCUGUUAUGCAUCUUUUACUAGACAUUGCAUUUUAUGAUAUGUACAUAAUGAUAUAUAGGUGGGCAUUUUAUAAUCCUCUUUUUCCUUUUUUUAUUUAUUAAUCUUUGUUUUGCUCAA
Glycine soja is the source of this 2322-nucleotide messenger RNA. Its product is annotated as protein GRAVITROPIC IN THE LIGHT 1-like. NCBI's taxonomy places the organism in Eukaryota, Viridiplantae, Streptophyta, Magnoliopsida, Fabales, Fabaceae. Gene Ontology annotation, biological process: negative gravitropism; response to red or far red light. The record is from RefSeq and is a predicted model, not a curated record. The coding region runs from base 461 to 1885 and encodes 474 amino acids. The transcript has 3 exons.